AUGUACCUCACUACUCUUGUUGUCGGCAUAGCUGUUACUGCAGUCCUUGCUACGCCUACGGCCUUACAACCGGAACGAUGGCCUUCAAAGUAUGCGGAGAAGAACUCAUUCGAUAGGACUUACGGGGACCCGGUCAAAUUCUGCAAGGCUAUGCCUCUCCACACGCCCCAGCAGGAGAUUUAUCUGGACAUAAUCAUCAGCGGAGUCGCAUCCAACGCCUCUCUCUACAAUGAUGUGUGGAUCCCCCGGCACUCAAUCUGUGGCUAUGUUCCUGUAGAAACGGCUUGUCGGCUUGCAUUGGCUGGUAUGUACGACUACCGUAAUUGCCUUGACGAUGGCGUUUUUGCAAACUUCAUGGACAGGAGCCAGGUUGUUUCGACCAACCAGUUCGCCGACAAUAUGCGUAUCCGCCUCGAAUAUACGGACGGGCCUGAGAUGCACGCCUGGGAGUGGGAACGUAAUCUCGCUCUCUACUUGCCGCAUGAUGCAGUCCGGGAAGCACUGACAAAGAUGAGAUUUAUCCUGGUCGGAAGUAUUCCUGCCUGCGGCGAAGCUGGCUGUUACCCUCUGGACGUCCACUUUCCUGCAAGUGAGCCUCUAGUUAGUAACGCAAAGGUCAGGGAGGCUAUUGACAGGCCUCUCGCGUACAUCAAGGACUACUAG
This is a messenger RNA of Drechmeria coniospora, 663 nucleotides long. RefSeq lists its product as uncharacterized. NCBI's taxonomy places the organism in Eukaryota, Fungi, Ascomycota, Sordariomycetes, Hypocreales, Ophiocordycipitaceae. The record is from RefSeq and is a predicted model, not a curated record. The transcript has a single exon. Bases 1 to 663 code for a protein of 220 amino acids.